Molecule: messenger RNA, 735 nt
Organism: Sipha flava (yellow sugarcane aphid)
Lineage: Eukaryota; Metazoa; Arthropoda; Insecta; Hemiptera; Aphididae
Exons: 7
Coding region: 42-566 (174 amino acids)
Molecular function (GO): odorant binding
Source: RefSeq, a predicted model, not a curated record
CAUAAUAUUAUCAACAUACUCAUACGCGAGCUCGUACGCGCAUGCAGUUCUCGUCUGACAGUAGUGCAGUAUCAUUGUAUCAAUCGGCUCGCCGUCCGUUGCAGUUAUCCCGGUCAGUGUGCUUUAUAACUAUGACUUUGUCAAAAGUUCUCAUAUUAUUACCACUGUUCGUCGGUCUUUUAAUGUUGAGCCCGUACUUCGUGUCCGGACGAUUCACGACGGAACAAAUCGAUCAGCUCGGAAAAGCGUGCAACGCAAGCGAAGAUGAUCUUGUCAUAGCUAAAUCUUAUGCAGUACCAACUUCGGAAAGUGGAAAGUGUUUGAUGAAGUGCAUGAUCAACAAAUUGGGAAUGUUGAACGACGACGGUACGUACAAUAAAACUGGAACAAAAUUAGCGUUGAAGAAGCACUGGUCGGAAUGGCCCGAAGACUUGAUAAAUAAAAUUAAUGACAGUUGUUACGAAGAAGCUCAAAAAGUAUCAUUAGACGUUAUUGCGACUUGUGGAUAUGCUUAUGAAGUGACGGCAUGCAUAAACAAACGAACAAAAGACGCGAAUGUAUUGUAAUGGCGGGCACUGCAAAGGAUUGGAACAAAUAUUCGAGAAGCACAUCGAACAUUAUUUUUUUAGAAUAGCAAUUCGCGAUGUUGUGUCAUGUUAAUUGCCUGAUAAGGUUUUCUGUGUAAUUUAAUUUUUAAGCGUUUACAUUAUAAUCUAUAGUUAUUUGACUGUCACA